Salvia splendens (bonfire salvia) is the source of this 1263-nucleotide messenger RNA. RefSeq lists its product as uncharacterized. NCBI's taxonomy places the organism in Eukaryota, Viridiplantae, Streptophyta, Magnoliopsida, Lamiales, Lamiaceae. Bases 1 to 1263 code for a protein of 420 amino acids. The transcript has 2 exons. The record is from RefSeq and is a predicted model, not a curated record.
AUGUGGGUGCGGCAUGAGGGGUUUGCUGAUUUGGUGCGAGGAGAUUGGAUGGCUCACACGGAGGCUACAGGCCUACUCAACUUGAAGAUCAAGUUAGCAAGGAUUAAACAGACAUUCAAAUGGUGGAACAAAGAGGUUUUCGGGAAUAUCCACGCCAACCUCAAAGCCUGUGAAGAGAAUAUUGCCGUGGCUCAAUCUGAGUUCGAGGAAGAGCCCUCGGCCCGGAACAGAAUGGAGAUCAACAAACAAAUAGCUGAGUACGUCCUUCUUCUCAAGAUGGAAGAAGACUUCUGGCGCCAGAAAGCGGCUCUCCGUUGGCUGGAAGAGGGUGAUAAAAACACUAGGUUCUACCAAAGUUGGGUGAAGCAAAAGAGAAUUCGGUUGCGAAUCCACAAGAUUAAUGCUAAUGGGAGGGAGCUCACGGAUGACCUUGAAAUCAAAGACUCAGCGGUUGAGUUCUAUCAAAACCUCCUUGCGCCAACUUACCCGGAGUUGGCUGCCCCAGACCUAGACCUCCUGCAACAACUUCCCCCCUCAGAGCAAUUGGAGGAUCUCCCCAAGCCGCCAGAUGCGGAUGAAGUGAAAAGGGUGGUUUUUGACAUCUCAGGAAGUAGUGCCCAAGGGUCGGAUGGGUUCUCAGCCUUGUUCUACCAAGCUUGUUGGGGAAUCGUGGGGCCAGAUGUAGUGGAUGCGGUUAGGCAAUUUUCUGUGUGGCCUUCCUCUCCCGAUGUUUCACGGCAACAAGAAAUGUUCCAUGAACUUGGCCGAUGCACCCCUGCCCCGAACGUUGCAAUCAAGAUUGACAUGGCUAAGGCCUAUGAUCGGGUGCAAUGGCCCUUUCUGCUCAAGGUCCUUAAGCAAAUGGGAUUCCCGGGCCCUUGGAUUGCGCUUAUUGAAAGAUGCAUUGGAACUUGCUGGUUCUCAACCCUCAUUAAUGGCUCCCCAGCAGGUGUCUUCAAAUCCACCCGCGGGCUCAGGCAAGGUGAUCCCAUCUCCCCUGCCCUCUUUGUUUUAGCAACAGAUUAUCUCUCACGCACCCUCGACAGGCUUAUUCUUUGGCACAAAGAGAUGACCUUCAAAGCCAGUCGUGGAAGCUUAGAGAUCAGCCACCUUGUAUAUGCCAACGACAUCAUUAUUUUCACGCAACCGGCCACGACAUCCCUCAGGAGGCUUUAUUUGGGGGUUCUAAUUUAUCGAGGUGUGAAGCGCUCGGAUAUGUUUAUGUUCCUACGGGAAAAGAUAGCGGCUAGGAUCUCAGGGUAG